Molecule: messenger RNA, 2026 nt
Organism: Toxorhynchites rutilus septentrionalis
Lineage: Eukaryota; Metazoa; Arthropoda; Insecta; Diptera; Culicidae
Product: pickpocket protein 28-like
Exons: 4
Coding region: 18-1694 (558 amino acids)
Biological process (GO): sodium ion transmembrane transport
Cellular component (GO): membrane
Molecular function (GO): ligand-gated sodium channel activity
Source: RefSeq, a predicted model, not a curated record
CGCUUGCGGCAGUCAUCAUGACACUUCCGCGGUCGGAUCAUCACGAUGGUGAGAUUGUGAGAUAUCCGAAGGAACAGAGGAAUAAAGAAAUGCAGCACGAUUCCGCGAAAUCAGGCGGCAAUUUCAUUAGAAAGUUGAGUUACAACAAACACAUUAAACACAUCCAUUCUCUGGAGGAUUCGUUUGUGGAUUUUUGCGGAAGCAGUUCGAUACACGGUGUUCGGUAUAUUGGUUGCAGGGAUAGUUCCUACGUUGAGAAACUAAUUUGGACCGUCAUCUUCAUAACCACGCUGUACUUCGCUGGUACCAACAUUCUGGAAGCUUGGGUCAAGUGGGAGAAGAAUCCAGUCAAAAUAGUAACCUCAGACAAAGUCACCUACAGUUGGGAAAUACCGUUUCCAGCGGUGACCAUUUGUCCCCAGACGAAAUCAAAGCGUUCACUGUACGAUAUCGGUAGGGCGUAUUGUGAAACCAAAGGCGAUCCGAACAAGCUCGACGAUCAUCUCAAGGGACUCCUACAGCUGUGUGAUGCACCAUGUUUCUAUAAUAUCAACUACACUAGCCCAGCAAACCCACGAAUAGUGCGAUUGAUGGACGAAGUUGCACCCACGCUGGAAGAUAUAUGCGAGAGCAUAACCUGGGAUUUGGACAAGCUCGGGUGCGCGGGAAUGUUCGAGAAAGUUCUGACCGAGGAUGGUGUUUGCUACAGCUUCAACCCCAUCUCCGCGAGGGAACUGUUUCGAGCAGACCGCCUGCAUCGGCAUUACAAUCACAGUGAGGCUUCGAUCGCGAUCCAGAAUUGGAGCCCAGAAGAGGGCUACGGAUCGGUCGAUACUGACGUGGAGUACCCGAGGAGGUCAUUCCUGGAUGACAAGAAGAUUGAUUUGGUGAUCAAUUUGCGGUUGAAUGUGAGUGAUUACGAUUAUCACUGUCGGGCGGAGCAGGGUUUCAUGGUUUAUGUGCAUUCGCCGGAGGAUUUUCCGCAGGCGAAUUACCGAGCGAUUUACGUUCCGAUGGGCAAGAGUACCUAUAUAACUGUGAAGCCACAAGUUACGGAAGUUUCGUCGAAGUUGCUGCAGUUUUCACCGGAAAGGAGGAAGUGUUUUACGCCAGAGGAAAAGCAAUUGGAGCUAUUCAAAGUUUACACACAGAAGAAUUGCGAACUGGAAUGCCGCGCACGGGAGCAAUUGUUCACCGAGGGAUGCGUAAAUUUUGCGUUGCCCCAUGAUGACGAGGAUAAGAUUUGCAAUGUGAAGAAAGUGCACUGCACCGGAGAUGGGUCAAGAGGGCGAGAGAAGAAGAUCCUCCCACGACGUAAUUCCGAUCGGAAAAGUUGCAAUUGCUUGCAAACUUGUACCUACCUAAAGUACGUCUCAGAAAUGCUGCAGACUGAUUUGGAUUAUUGGAGCAUCCGGAAAGAUCAACGAAAAUCUUCAAACAUCUCAUACACUCAAAUCAGUGUGCACUAUAACAAGGAGAAGUUCCCAACCUUCGAGAGAACGGAUUCGUACACACUGACGGAGCUUCUGGGAACCUUCGGUGGUUUGCUGGGACUUUUCAUGGGUGUGUCGUUGCUCAGUUUCGUGGAGAUUCUUUACUUCUGUACACUGCGACCGUUCUGUGUUUGGAGACGAAAAAACCGCAAGCUCCAAAAGCAGCAACAAGCGAACGCUCGGAGAGCCGCUGAAAUUUAGACUGCCCAAGAAAAAAAAAAGAUUUUUCGUCAACCAAUUUCAGCCCCCAUCGAAUGCCCGACAGGAGACAGGAAUAAGCUUUGCCGCGUACACAACAUGAAAUAUCCAAAAGGCGGAGAUUUCCGCUGCUGUAAUACAUAACGAAACGCGCUUGUUGCAGCUUUUCGUCGGCGGGGAACAUGCGCAUAUCCGCCCAAAGCUUUCACCUAGUUUUUUAUAGCCAUUUACUCACUCCCACUUCCCCCGCAUUCUCCACGAUCCGAGUGCGGGAUUUUUAGUACAACGAUUAGAGACAAAGAUUUCCUCCCAGUUGGAAGGCGGAUCUAACAUGG